CACUACGGUGAUUUCCAUGAGACACCCUGCUCUGCCCUUCCCCUCCAGCUCGCUGCUCCUCUCCCUCACUCGUCGCUGCCCCUCGCUGCUUUCCUUCACGCACAUCGGUCAAAACGGCCAAAAGCAGCUCCCAGAUCGGCUCUGUGCAGAGGCACCAGCCCGAGUGCCCGCAGAGUGUGAGCGCAGAGCGGCACCAACCCGAGUGCCCGCGGGGUGUGAGCGCAGAGCGGCACCAGCCCGAGUGCCCGCGGAGUCCGGCCGGAAUGGGAGGGGCGGCGGGCGGAGCGCAGGUUUAAUUCCUCAGCGGUGCCGGCACCCGGAGCCCGGCGAGGCGGCGGCGGAACUCGGAGGCGGCUCCAGACCAGGGUGCCAUCAGCGCGGCUGCAAAGCUGUUCCCAAGGCCGAGCUCCCUAAGGAUCUGCCAGCAUUCAUGAUGAAGCUCCUGCAUCUCCAGGAGGGACCAGCAGCCGCGGUUCCACACUUGCCUGGGGCCCAAGAAGCCUCUUGGCAUAAGCAGGGGGAUGCCACUUGUGAGCGUGCAGCGAGUGCAGAUGUGGAGAAUGGAUUCUGCACCAGGGAUGGGAGCGUGAGGGAGCCCCUGGCUCCCCAGGGCACAGCAACAACGGGCAAUGAACACAAAAGGAACCUUGCAGGAUUCCUGGGUGAACGGUUCAGGUGCCAUCCCGUGGGCACGGCGGUGCUGAUUCUGCUGCUCCUGGUGCUGGUGCUGGCUUUGGGGGCGGCCUUGGCUGUGCUGGCAGCACCACAGGUUCCAGUCACACCUGCGACUCCGCUGUCAGUUCUGGGCUGUCCCCAUGGCUGGGUUGGGUACAAUGGGGUCUGCUACGGCUUCUCACGGGAGUACAGCACGUGGGAGCAGGGUCAGGAACGGUGCUCCGAGCUCAAUGCCACCCUGGCCAUUGUCAAGGAUGAGGAGGCCAUGGAUUUGCUCUCCCGCCUCUGUGGGAACGUCGAUUACUGGCUCGGGCUGCGCAGACGGGGCGAGCGCCUGCAGUGGGGGGACGGCAGCAGCUACAGCUCCCGGGUUCCUGUCCUCGGCAAUUCCGAGUGUGUGUACCUGGCUGAGAGGAGAUUGAGGAGUGACAACUGCUCCAGUGAGCGGCCGUAUCUCUGCAGCAAGGCCCAAGCUCCCCUGUAACAGGGGCUGCACAAAGGACCUUCUCCACGCUGGGCAGUGCCAGCUUCACCUCUGAGCCCAGCACAGCGCUGUCCUUCCUCAGCUGCGCCCUGUGCCUUGCACUUCCUCUCAGGGUCACCUCAGUGCCUCUCCAUCCCCAGUGCCAGCGCUGGGCUGGGGCUGCAAAGGAAAAGUCUCUGCAAUCCAUCCUGGCACCGAUGCUGCCUGCAGUGAGUGCAUUGCCCUCAUUAUGUGUGGGAAAUACAGCUCACUAUUUACACUUUGUAUAAAAGUUUAUUAUGGGUUUAAGUCCUGCCCUUAAGUCCUGUUUUUAUGCUUGCACAGGGUUAACUCAACCUACGCUUUCUAUAUGCUGUUACAUAUUAGAGCUACAUGUACAUUUAUAAGAGUGCAUGUAGCUCUAAUAUUUAAGAUUUAUAAUAUGAAAUAUAUUAUUAAAUUAUAUAUAUGUAAUAUAUGUAAUAUAUGUAAUAUAUGUAAAUUUUUAACAGCUUUUAAGAGUUGCACCAUAAUUUUGAAUUUUCUUGCUGAUUUAGGUUUUUUUAACUGUUUCAGGCCAUCUUGUACCUUAAGCUGUUAUAUUUCAUGGUUUCUUGUGAUUCUAUCUUUUUGUAUUUUCACUCCCUGAUAAUGAGGAUCAAUAAAGCCUUU
This is a messenger RNA of Zonotrichia leucophrys gambelii, 1810 nucleotides long. RefSeq lists its product as uncharacterized. The record is from RefSeq and is a predicted model, not a curated record. Lineage: Eukaryota; Metazoa; Chordata; Aves; Passeriformes; Passerellidae. The transcript is spliced from 6 exons. Bases 17 to 1159 code for a protein of 380 amino acids.